UGCAAACAUGUCGGGUAGCUACAUAAUACUUUAAGGAGCUCAGUGAGUGAUUUCACGUGUUGGGAAAUAUAAAACAGUGGCGCCCGUGUGAAGUCACAACACUUCUACGGAUCUAACAGAGACAAAUAAACAACAAAAACCAAAUAAAUCAAACCUGCUGAAGUUAAAAGAGUUGCAUUAAUCUUUUAAACAGGGCGAAAAUGGUUGUUAUGGCAAAAAAACCAAAGACUUUUAAGAUUGACUUCCGCGAUUCCACCAAGGUUUUUUAUUCAGGUGGAGAUAAAGUGUCAGGAAGAGUGUUGGUGGAGGUGUCGGAGACUUCCCGAGUCACCGCCAUGAGACUGUAUGCAAUCGGCUGCGCCAAAGUGGACUACAGUAAAGGAAAGCAGCGCUGUAGGGAUGCUGUAGAUUACCUGAAUUAUACAGACGUACUUCACCUGGAUCAACAACCAACAGAUUCGGAUGGCUCUGUUAUUCUCAGACCUGGAAAUACAUAUGAGUACACGUUUGGGUUCGAGCUCCCCCAGACAGGGCAUCUGGUGUCCUCAUAUAAAGGCAAAUUUGGUUAUGUUGAGUACUAUGUUAAAGCAGUAAUGGAGAGGUCCUGUCAGUCGGAUGUAGAGUGCAAGAAGUAUUUUGAGGUGGAGGAACCGAUUGAUGUCAACACUCCUGAACUUACGACUCCCGCCACUGGGGUGAAGAAGAAAAAGCUGACCUGUAUGUUCAUCCCUGAUGGCAAUGUGUCAGUCACAGCAAAGAUUGACCGUAAGGGCUACUGUGUAGGAGAGAACAUCUGCAUUGAUGCCAAAUUUGAGAACUCCUGCUCCCGCAUCAUCAUCCCUAAAGCUGCCAUUAUUAUCACACACACCUAUCGUGCCAAUGGCCGCACUAAGGUGCUCCGUGAAAAGAUCUCAGCUGUCAGGGGCAAUCAUAUCAUCUCUGGCAUGUGUGACAUAUGGCAGGGCAAAACCUUCCGAGUGCCUAAACUAAGACCCACCAUCUUGGGCUGCAACAUCAUCCAUGUGGACUAUACGCUGAUGAUUUAUGUGCACAUCCCAGGAAGUGACAAGCUAACCCUGGAGCUUCCUUUAGUCAUCGGAACAAUCCCCUUUACUGACUUUGCUAGUCGUAGCAGCAGCAUGAGUAGUCAAGUAGGGAGCUCAGCAGCCUCCAGCAGCCUGGCGUCUAUGCCCUCUGCUCCACCUAGCUACAGUGAAAUACCGUUGCAUGGCUGCUUUGACCCAUUCAUUACACCACUGUUAGAUGACUACAGUGAAGAUGACAGUCCUAUCUUUAUGCUCGCCAGAGCAUACCAUCUGACACCACCUCCUGCCUAUACCGAGGUACAAGAAGGAUGCAAUAGCAGAGGCACUGUCCUUGAGUCAGAUUAAACAUUUAUAGUUGCAAAAAUCUUUAACAAGCUUAACAUUUCUUCUGUUAAGUUGUUAAUAAGUUGUUGCAGAGUUGGGAAACUUAUUUAAGGUUUAUUAUGUAAUGUAAAAACAAAAGGAUGAUUUCACUUAUUUGAUAAGCAGGUCUGUGAUGGGUUGGCACUCCGUCCAGGGUGUAUCCUGCCUUGAUGCCCGAUGACGCCUGAGAUAGGCACAGGCUCCCCGUGACCCGAGGUAGUUCGGAUAAGCGGUAGAAAAUGAGUGAGAGAGAGAGUGAGUGAUAAGCAGGUUCUUGAGAACCGCAUUAGACUAAAGCGCUUGAUUUGUAUUUCUUGAUUAUUUCUGGGGUAUCCUCAGUAUUUAGACCUGAAAGGUUUUUUUGUCCAGACGAAUGUUGAGCUUUGCCAUAUUGGUGUAAUGAUGAACCUGCCUUUAUAAUCAUUCCAGGUCGUAAUCUAAAAAAGAUCAUUAGGACUGGUACAAAUCAGUGUAACGAUGGAAAUACAAGGUUGUUUUUUUACUGUAAUGUAUUAAAUUAGAGUUACAAGGGCACAAUAUUAGACUGCACUUUUGAAGAUAUAUACAACUUUGUAUCAGAGUUAAUGGUUUGUUUUCAUUUUGCUAUAAAAUUGAACUUUUAUUUUAAUAAUUAACCUGUUAACAGUGUUCUAACAAUUUGUUUACUUUGAUUAUAGUAAUUACACUCAAUAAUACUGAAACCAUGCAGAGAAACCUGUAAAUAGGUUUUGCUUUGGGAAUUUGAGAAUUAUGUCUUCAGUGUAAAUUUUUGUGCAUAUUUUAUACAUACAGCUAUAUUUGUAUAUAUACAUACCAAAGCGCAAAUUUGGAAAUAAAAGUGUAAUGAAAA
Messenger RNA from Tachysurus vachellii, 2259 nucleotides. It is a transcript of the gene txnipb, whose product is annotated as thioredoxin interacting protein b. Gene Ontology annotation, biological process: protein transport. Lineage: Eukaryota; Metazoa; Chordata; Actinopteri; Siluriformes; Bagridae. The transcript is spliced from 6 exons. Bases 201 to 1391 code for a protein of 396 amino acids. The record is from RefSeq and is a predicted model, not a curated record. Gene Ontology annotation, molecular function: ubiquitin protein ligase binding. Gene Ontology annotation, cellular component: cytoplasm.